Messenger RNA from Vitis vinifera (wine grape), 2954 nucleotides. RefSeq names its product U-box domain-containing protein 35. Gene Ontology annotation, biological process: protein phosphorylation; protein ubiquitination. The coding region runs from base 293 to 2707 and encodes 804 amino acids. NCBI's taxonomy places the organism in Eukaryota, Viridiplantae, Streptophyta, Magnoliopsida, Vitales, Vitaceae. The record is from RefSeq and is a predicted model, not a curated record. The transcript is spliced from 10 exons. Gene Ontology annotation, molecular function: ATP binding; ubiquitin-protein transferase activity; protein kinase activity.
GGGGAGUAAGGCGUGUGGAGCCCUUAUGCUUCACGUCAGCACAAAGCGCCUUGUGCUGAAACUUCCCAACUAACUUGCAUUGUUUAAAGCCCACCGAAAUCGUCUCUUUUAAAUGUUUGGGAGGUUUUGGGGGUGGGAAAAUAAUUGGCUUUUCUUGUUUCUUUGUAUGGUGUUGUUUUAAGGUUGAAGAUUGAUGGGUGUUCUUGAUUUUCACAUGGGUUUGCAGUUGUAAACACUUGAGUUCCCUCUUCAUUUUAGAGAGAACUCCUUUGUAGAUUGAGCUAUUUGAGUCAUGGAGGCUAAAGAAAUUAUUGAAGAAAAACAAGAACUUGCAUUGGCGCUUCCCUUACCUUCCACCAUUGCAGUGGCUAUCAAUGGAAAGAAAAAAAGCAAAUAUGUUGUUAGGUGGGCAUUAGAGAAGUUUGUUCCCGAGGGAUUGCAUAUGUUCAAGAUGUUACAUGUCCGUCCGAAGAUAACCUCAGUCCCUACGCCGAUGGGAAAUUCGAUUCCUCUUUCACAAGUGCGAGAUGAUGUAGCAGCUGCUUACCUGGAAGAAAUGGGAUGGCAGACAAGUGAAAUGCUUCUUCCUUACAAGACAAUGUUUUUGCAUAAAAAGGUGCAAGUGGAUGUUGUUGUGAUUGAAUCAGAUGAUGUUGCAAAGGCAAUAGCAGAGGAGAUAGCAAAAAGCACUAUCCAUAAGCUUGUUAUUGGGGCUUCAUCUAGUGGCAUGUUUUCAAGGAAAGUUAAGGGACAAAGUCUGUCUUUGAGAAUCUCAGAAUGCACUCCAAGCUUCUGUACAGUCUAUACUGUUUCAAAAGGACAAUUAUCCUCUGUGCGCCCGUCGGAUUCAGAUAAAAAUGGAAGCAUUAAAGAGGACAGUAGUGAUGCAAGUUCUACCACCAGUUCUUCAAGUCACACUUCCAGCCCACAUGCAGGUUCUGCAGCUUCAUAUUCUCAUUUUCAUUCUCCUUCACUACCAAUGCAACGCUUUCAAGCUCUUUCAACUAUUAACCGGACCCUUCUCCAUACAAGAACAGGUUCAAUUGAAACCAACUCUUCUAGACGUCAAUCUCUGGAUAUCAGGGAAGAGGAGAGUUUUAUGAGUCCAUGCCCCAGUAAUUCAGAUAUUGGUUAUGCACCUAGUCAGGUUUCUAGUGCUAGAAGCUUCUUGACAGACGAUCAAUCAUGGAUUUCUGAUCAAGCUUCCACCUCAGAUGCUUUUACAGAGUCCUCGUCAGGAAGUCAGGUGAAUAUAAAUUUUGAGCUAGAAAAACUGAGAGUUGAACUUAGACAUGUCCGAGGGAUAUAUGCAAUGGCUCAAAGUGAGAACAUUGAUGCUUCUCGGAAGCUAAACGAUCUAAGCAAGCGCCGAUUGGAGGAAGCAGAUAAGCUUAAGGAAAUUAAACUCAAGGAGGAGGAAGCCAGAGAAUUAGCAAGAAAAGAGAAGGAGAAAUAUGAAGCUGCAAAAAGGGAAGCCGAGUACGCAAGGGAAUGUGCUGAAAAAGAAGCGUUACAAAGGAAAGAAGCAGAGAUCAAAGCCUUGCAUGAUGUCAAAGAGAAAGAAAAGCUUGAAAAUGCACUUGUUGGUCCAGUGCAGUCAUAUCAGGAGUUCACAUGGGAAGAAAUUGUGUCUGCUACCUCAUCAUUCUCUGAAAACCUUCAGAUUGGGAAGGGGGCGCAUGGAACUGUCUACAGGUGCAAUCUGCAUCAUACAACUGCAGCAGUGAAAGUUCUCCACUCAAAGGAGGGUCAUAGAACCAAGGAAUUCCAGCAGGAGCUUGAUGUAUUAAGUAAAAUUCGUCAUCCUCAUCUGCUGCUUCUUCUAGGCGCCUGUUCUGAUCAUGGUUGCCUAGUGUAUGAGUACAUGGAAAAUGGUAGCUUGGAAGAGAGGUUGCUGCAGAAAUAUAAUACAGCCCCAAUUCCAUGGUUUGAGAGAUACCGAAUUGCUUGGGAAGUAGCCUCAACCCUUGUCUUUCUUCACAACUCAAAGCCUAAAUCAAUCAUCCAUCGUGAUCUGAAACCAGCAAACAUCUUGCUUGAUCAUAACUUGGUGAGCAAGAUCGGUGAUGUUGGCCUUUCAACAAUGCUUAAUCUGGACUCUUCUAUAUGCAACAUAAACACAGGUCCUGUUGGAACACUUUGCUACAUAGAUCCUGAAUAUCAACGGACUGGUUUAGUCUCUCCAAAAUCCGAUGUUUAUGCUUUUGGGAUGGUGGUUUUGCAGUUGCUGACUGCAAAACCAGCAAUAGCACUAGCCCACCUGGUGGAAACAGCAAUUCAAGAUGACCAACUAAUGAAGAUUUUGGACCCAAUGGCUGGGCAAUGGCCAAUGAAAGAAACAAAAGAAUUGGCUCUAUUAGGAUUAAGCUGUCUAGAGCUUCGCCGAAGAGACAGGCCCGAUUUAAAAGAUGAGGUACUCCCUGCACUGGAGCGAUUAAAAGAUGCUGCUGACAGGUCCCGAGAUUCAGCUCCCAAGGUUCAGUUGGCACCUCCUAACCAUUUUGUCUGCCCAAUACUUAAGGAUGUAAUGCAUGACCCUUGUGUUGCUGCGGAUGGAUACACCUAUGACCGAAGAGCAAUAGAGAAAUGGGUGGAAGAGAAUGACAACUCGCCCAUGACAAAUUUGGCUUUGCCAAAUAAGAAUCUAAUACCCAAUUACACACUUCUUUCUGCAAUUAUGGAAUGGAAGUCCCAAAGCAACCAAUAAUUUUUGGAAGUUUUAGAGUCUGUUGAAGUGAUUCUAGGAAGCACUUUUAGCUUUAAAAAGUGUUUUUAAAAAAAGGUCAGAUAUCUGACAAAAUUUAGGAAACACUUUUAAAAAUUUGAAAAAUUAUUAUUAGUGUUAGAAAUCACUUGCAAUGUUUUGUAGAAAAACAUUUAAUAAGUGGUUGUUUUGGAAACACUUAUAGAGAAAAUAUUUCCAUAAAAAAUACGAAAGGUAUUUUUAGUUGCUA